Messenger RNA from Ruditapes philippinarum (Manila clam), 1746 nucleotides. RefSeq names its product obscurin-like. Gene Ontology annotation, molecular function: protein binding. Lineage: Eukaryota; Metazoa; Mollusca; Bivalvia; Venerida; Veneridae. The transcript has 9 exons. The record is from RefSeq and is a predicted model, not a curated record. The coding region runs from base 51 to 1724 and encodes 557 amino acids.
AACUUGUAGACGUCGUUCAAACAACAGUUCAGCCAAACGGUACUUACAAGAUGCAUGUUGGAAUUGAGGGCAAUCCUGCUCCUCUUACUACAUUUACGUCGUUAUCUGAUCACAAGAUAUGGUUCAAUCAAGCGGACAAGGAAGGAAACUUCACAAUCAAUAUUGCCAAAAUGAACUGCACUAACACUGAUAGCUAUAUUCUUACAUGUGAAAAUAGUAUUGGAGAGGAUUCCAGAACGGAGGACAUUUAUGUAGCAUGUGUACCAGAUCCCGUGACUAACAUACAUGCGAAUGGUAUCACUACUAGCGAGGCAAGAAUAGAUUUUACCACUGGCAAUGCUUUCAAUACUGAGCAAUUCUUCUACAUUAUGAGAAUAACGGACGGUCAGUUACAAGAUUUGCACGUGAAUGUAACGGACAUAGGAGAUGACAGUGGUGGGAAGCCGUUCUUUGUGACGAUCAAGAAUCUCAAUCAGUCAACAUCGUACAAUAUAACAGUUAUAUCGGGAAAUAGAUUGGGGAAUUCAACAGGGCCAUCAAGCUUUGUCAAUUUCGAAACAUAUGGAAAACCAGAACCGGACCAAAAGUUUGUUGUAAACAAAACCUUUAAACCACGACUCGGCGAGUCUGUGUCCCUAAUUAUUCAUUCUCGGGGCAAACCACCACCUUCUUACACGUGGUUACAUAACGGAACAUUGAUAAAUAGCACUGGUGACAACGAUACCAGCAUAGUUGACCUUGAGGCAAUCGUUGUUGACAACUUUGGGAUAUACAAUCUCACUAUGGACAAUAUCUAUGGAACGUACGCUGUAGAGUAUGAAGUACUGGCAGACGGACCUCCAGAACCGGUUUCUAAUGUACUUGUUUCAAAUAUAAACUUUACCUGUGCUCAUAUUCAUUUCACAACUGGAUAUAAUUAUAACAGUACUCAAACUUUUAUUAUAAAAGAGUAUAUUGAUGGACAUUUCAAAGAACUGAUGAACUGCAAGGACGUAACAGCGGGAAAAGGUGGCGAACCUUUUACAUGCGAGCUGUGUGAUCUUUUUGAAGAUACACUGUAUAAUAUUACUGUUGUAGCAAAUAACAGUCGUGGUGAAUCUGAACACAAUCCGGAAUCUGUCAAAUUUUCAACAUACGGAAAACCUAAACCAGACCCGGACCAUCCGAGUAAUACAACGUUUAAACCACGCCUAGGAAACACUGUAACAUUAAACAUUCAUGUCAUUAGUCAUCCUCCUCCCAGCUUUGCCUGGGUUCAUAACAACAAAGAUGUCAGCAGUGUUGACACAAACCAAAGUAGUGCCGUAGAUUUGAAGAAUUUUGAAGUAAAAGAUUUUGGAGAAUAUUUACUUAAUGUUUCAAACGAAGUAGGAUCAUUUUUAAGAUUGUACGAGAUUUUGGCGGAUGGUCCCCCAGACAGCGUUACUGACCUGUCAUAUACGGAUGUUGCUGCUGAUUCUGUGGAACUACAUUGGAAAGCUGGUUUCGAUUAUGGAAGUACACAAACCUUUCAAGUACAUGGAACAGUUAAUAAUAAAGCUUUACAGAAUGUCAGCGAAAUACAGGACUCAACAGGUGGAAAAGGGGGAAGUUCUCAUUUUAAGUUAGAACAUUUAGAGAGUUCAUCUCAGUACAUAAUUACCUUAACUGCAAAAAAUGCUAAAGGCGAAGCGAAAAAAUCUAAUGAGGUAUCAUUCACUACACAAGGUGAGUUUUUAUCUUAAUUAUCUAUAAUAUAAAAUUUAA